AUGGACAAGAACAAUAUGUCCAGCCAACUGGAACACGCCGAUAAAUCGGGCGAGGAAUACACCCAUCGCAUCGAUGUAACCACGGAGCAAGAGGCGAGCAUCCGAAAACACUUUGACCGCCGUGUGGUACCCAUCGUUUGCACGCUCUACGUCCUUUCCUAUCUCGACCGUGGUAAUAUAGGAAACGCAAAGACUGCUGGGGCCGACGAGGACCUGGGUCUAGACGAUUCGGAGUGGACCUGGGUGCUGAAUGCGUUCUAUAUCUGCUACGUCUGUUUCGAAUGGACGACCAUCCUCUGGAAGAUCUUCCCGGCGCACAUCUACGUUGCUGCACUAUGUCUCCUCUGGGGCGCUUGCGCCAUGAGCGCGGGCUCUGUACAGGAUAUGUCCCAUCUCAUCGCUUGCCGCGCGUUUCUGGGUAUAUUCGAAGCGUCUUUCGGCGCCGGAGCACCAUACUUCCUCUCCCUUUUCUACCAACGCACUGAGCUCGCCUUUCGCACCUCCCUUCUUCUCGGCAUGGCGCCACUUGCAAAUACGUUCGCCAGCGCGCUCGCGUACGGUAUUUCGCAGAUUCAGGGCUCACUUGCUCCAUGGCGCCUCAUUUUCCUCAUCGAGGGCGCACCGACCGUACUUUUCGCACCCGUCGUCUUCUUCCUGCUCCCCGACUCGCCCGGCACAGCGAAGUUUCUCACGGAGGAAGAGCAAAGACACGCACUCGAGCGCUUCAAGACGCUCGACCAUACUGCGAAGAACCACAUCCACUGGAAACAGUUCCUGGCAGGCGCGACGGACUACCGAAAUAUCAUGCACAUGCUUAUUCACUUCAUGUGCAAUUUCUCAUUCGCCGGCUUAUCAAACUUCCUGCCAACGAUCGUUGAAGGCAUGGGCUAUGAGAGCAUCAAUGCCCAAGGCCUGACGGCACCAGUCUACUUCACCAGCUUCCUGUGCUGUGUCGCCGCCGCGCUUAUCAGCGACAGAUGGGGCAAGCGAGGCUUCGUAAUCAUGGCUUUUGCGGGCACCGGAUGUAUUGGAUAUCUGCUCCUGGCGGCGCUGGAGCAUGAGCGCUAUAACAACAUUACUUGGCUCCUUAACAACAACACCAAUGAGUCGAAACGAGGAGCCGGUCUUGCCAUCCUCGCUAUAUUCGGCCAGUGCAGCUCCUUCCUGAGCUCCGCGAUGUUCCCUGACGCCGAUGCUCCCUUCUUCGUCAAAGGCAACGCAAUCGGCUGCGGCUUCACCGGCAGCAUUGUUCUGCUCGCGGCAGGCCUCUACUUCCGCAUGCGCUACCUCAACAAGCAAAAGGAUGCUUUGCACGGCACAGCAACUGACAAUGAGCAGCUGGAUGUCACGGAUCUGGGCGAGAGCCACCCAGGCUUUCGAUAUCUGCUAUAG
Molecule: messenger RNA, 1392 nt
Organism: Saxophila tyrrhenica
Lineage: Eukaryota; Fungi; Ascomycota; Dothideomycetes; Mycosphaerellales; Extremaceae
Exons: 6
Coding region: 1-1392 (463 amino acids)
Biological process (GO): transmembrane transport
Cellular component (GO): membrane
Molecular function (GO): transmembrane transporter activity
Source: RefSeq, a predicted model, not a curated record